GCCUUCGAAAUCACGUUUGCAAUGAAGCGGAUGCCCAAGUAGAGGUUGGGUCCGUUUCAAUAACCUUUCACAAAUUUGAACUCUCAGUUGAAAAAUCAAAAACCAAAAACCAAAACCAAAAAAUCGAAUCAAUUUCCUCAAAACUGCUUAAGAUCUCAGAAAAUGGAGGAAGAGAAGCAGCAACUCAAGGAAGAGAAAGCUCCUUUGCAAGAAGCAGAAGCAGAAGCAGAAGCACCGGCGGCGAACAGUGGAGGAGGAUGGGGCGGAGGCUGGGGAUUCUCCUCUGUUUUCUCAGAUCUCCAGAAGGCAGCCGAAGAGAUCUCUCGCAAUGCUGCGGCGGCUGCUCAGACGGCAGCAAAGAGCAUUGCCGAUAUGCAAACCCCGGCCGAGGACUCUGAAGAGUCUUCCAAGGAGGAGGAAGGGGAUAGUGAACAGGAAUGCCAAGAUGAGCACGAGAAGCGACGAAAGGCUGCUCUGGAGAAACUGGAGAAAGCUAGUGAGGAUUCGUUUCUCGGCCAGCAUCUAAAGGUACUUGAUAGUUCUGUGGAGAACUUUGCUUCUGGAGCAUGGCAGGCUUUAGGAAGCGCUUUUAGAGGUGGCACUGAAUUAGUACACAAGAUUGAGCAUUCUGCUGUGAACCUAGCGGAAACAAUCCAGCGAGAUGGUCCUGGUUCUGUUGCACCCUCAUCAUUGCUAGAGACCGGAAAAGCUUUUACCUCAAAGGGAAUGCAAGUGCUUGAGCUAGUAGGCAAGGAAACCUUGGAUCUUCUUAUCACAGAAACUGGUAUUGAAGUUGAUAAGAAUUCUAAGCACUCUGAUCAAGAAGGUGAAGAGGAUCAGUUAUAUGAGGAAGUGGGGUUUGAUCGAUGUUUCUACAUAUAUGGAGGUCCAGAACACUUGGAGGAACUUGAAGCAUUAUCCAGCCAUUAUGCACUAAUAUUUAACCGUAGAAAAGGAAAAUUAUCACCAGAGCAGAAAUCUGUUUAUGAUGGAAAGCUUAAGUUGGUUCAGCAGAUUUUUAGUCUGAACUCUGAAUUGGAGGGAAGUGGGCCUGAGUCGGACAAAGGCAAGAAAAAAGAGACCGGAGCUGAUGGAAAUAGUGAUGAGAUGAAGAGCUUACAUGAUUCAAGUGUCAGCAAAGCUGCUGAUAUGGCUGCUGGGUUUACAAGUGCCUUAGCUGGACUAGCUGUUAAUGAUAUAAUUCAAAGAACUACCGGCAGAUUAGAGAGCCUUCACUCAGAGGGGGUUCAUAGACUCUCUGAACUUUGCUGCUCUGCGGUGUCUCAACUACUGAUGCUUGGUAAAGCCGUCAUAUCUAAUGCAAACAAAGCUCAGGCUGAAGACAUGGAUGCUGAUUUGGGGAUUAUUGACUGGCCUGAAGAUUCUGUUGAAAAAGCAAAAAUAAUCAGAUCAAAAGCACAAGCAAUGACAGGAUAUGUAGAAGCGGUGUCCAGCAGUUUCAUUACAGGCAUAUCUGAUGUUGCCGAAGCUUAUGUAGCAGCCAUAAAGGGUGCUGCAGAAUCACAAGAAGUGCUUCCACAGACAUCAAUGCAGGAAAAAGCAAUUUCCUUCUCUGAACAUCUCCGUAGUGACCAGACAACAGCUUUAAGCAAAAUUCAGGACGGGCUUCACUACUUGUCUUAUGUGGUGGUUUCAACCUCUAUGCCUGCUGCUUAAUAACCCAGUUCCUUUGACCUGUCAUAAGCUAUAUAUUUGAUUAGCUUUGUAAAUAGUCACUCCUGGAAAGUGGGUUUGGAUUCUCUUGUCUGUAGUGUUGUACCACUGAAUAUGAGUUCAAUAUUCUUUUCUGGAACUCUAUAAUGUUCAUCUUUUACAGUUUAAGAACAUUGAGGAUAGUUAGAGAUC
Molecule: messenger RNA, 1866 nt
Organism: Fragaria vesca subsp. vesca
Lineage: Eukaryota; Viridiplantae; Streptophyta; Magnoliopsida; Rosales; Rosaceae
Exons: 9
Coding region: 163-1677 (504 amino acids)
Source: RefSeq, a predicted model, not a curated record